Messenger RNA from Colletes gigas, 2660 nucleotides. It is a transcript of the gene mal, whose product is annotated as molybdenum cofactor sulfurase 1. Bases 70 to 2550 code for a protein of 826 amino acids. The transcript has 7 exons. Gene Ontology annotation, molecular function: molybdenum ion binding; pyridoxal phosphate binding; molybdenum cofactor sulfurtransferase activity. Gene Ontology annotation, biological process: Mo-molybdopterin cofactor biosynthetic process. Lineage: Eukaryota; Metazoa; Arthropoda; Insecta; Hymenoptera; Colletidae. The record is from RefSeq and is a predicted model, not a curated record.
AUUUGAUAUACUAUGUUGAUAUGAAACCAUAGCCGCAUUAGUAAAUCCACACGACUCAGUCUUGUUAACAUGGAAGAUACCAAAGACACAAAAGUAUCGUAUACACCGGUAUACGAUGACGCGAUUAAAAAAAUGUUGGAAAAUGAUUUUUCAAGAAUUAAAGAGGAAUGUUACCUAGAUCAUGCAGGGGCAACUUUGUAUUCAGAUUCACAAAUAAAAAGUGUGACUACUGAUUUGUAUAGCACACUCUAUGCUAAUCCUCACUCUAUUGGAACUGCAAGCAAUGUAACUCAUGAUAUCAUAGAACAUAUGAGAUAUGUAAUUUUAGAUCAUUUUCACACAUCUUCUGAUGAAUAUACUGUUAUAUUCACAUCAAGUGCAACUGCAUCUUUGAAGCUAAUAGCUGAUACUUUUCUGUUUAACAAAGAGGGAACAAACAGUACUUUACAAUCAGGACAUUUUGUUUAUACACAAGAUAAUCAUACAUCAGUUCUUGGUAUGAGAGAAGUUGUAGCACAACAUGGAGCAAAAAUAACUUGCUUGACUCAUGAUAAUGCUUUUAAAGUGUUUUAUUCUCCUUUUCAUUCCUUGACUUCUUCACAACAAAACAGCAAUUCCCUUUUUGUAUAUCCUGCACAGUGUAAUUUUUCGGGAUUAAAAUAUCCCCUAAAAUGGAUUGAAGAUGUGCAUAAGGGAAUUCUCUCUGAUAUCACUUCUAAUGUAUCCACUAAAUGGUAUGUCUUAUUGGAUGCUUCUGCUUUUGUAUCAACAAAUGACUUGGACUUGUCUGUUUACAAACCAGAUUUUGUGUGUCUAUCAUUUUAUAAAAUGUUUGGAUAUCCCACUGGAAUUGGUGCACUAUUAGUAAAAAAUUCUAGUGUAGAUGUAUUACACAAAGUUUAUUAUGGUGGUGGUACUGUAGAUGUUUCUUUGAGCUCUGAAAUGUUUCAUGUAAAACGCAAAAGUCUGCAUCAAAGGUUUGAAGAUGGUACUGUACCAUUUCUUUCUAUAAUAUCAUUAAAAUAUGGUUUUGACAUAUUGUCAUCCAUAACAAUGAAACAAAUUUCAAAACAUAUUUUUUCACUUGCCAAGUUUUUACACAAUUCUUUGCUAAUGCUUCAUCACAGUAAUGAAAAUCCUGUUGUAGAACUAUAUUCUGAUACAGCUUAUGACAAUCCUGAUUUACAAGGAGGUAUUGUUUCUUUCAAUCUCAUGCGUUCUAAUGGUGAAUAUGUAGGGUACAUGGAAGUCUUGAAUAUGGCAGCUCUAUUUAAAAUACAUCUUAGAACUGGUUGUUUCUGUAAUCCUGGUGCAUGUCAAAGGCAUUUAGCUUUAUCAAAUAAAGAAGUUCUUCAAAACUAUGAUGCAGGAUAUGUUUGUGGAGGGGAUGCAGAUUUAAUAAAUGAUAGACCAACAGGAGCUAUAAGAGUUUCAUUUGGAUACAUGUCUACAGUUAAUGAUGUUCAGACUUUACUGCUCAUGAUCAAUAAAUGUUUUGUAGAUGGACCACAAAUAAAUAAACUUCCAGACUGGUGGUCAGAUUAUAAAAUAAUCUUAGACAGAAAAUAUUAUCAACAAAAUAUAAUCAUGCAAAAUGCAUCCAAAAUAACAAAUAACAAUAAUAAUGGGAUAAUAAAUAAAUUACAAAGAAUGAAAGAAUUAAUUAGUUGUUCAAUCAGUGACAACCAUUUCGUAAAUUUAAUAACAAACAUUAAUGACACUAGGAAGAAAUGCAUUCUAGCAAAAUUAUAUAUAUAUCCAAUAAAAUCAUGUAGUGCUUAUGAAAUAACAAAUUCCUGGAGCUUAAGUUCUAGGGGUUUGCAAUAUGACAGAGAAUGGAUGAUUAUUACAUCUUCUGGUACUUGUUUAACACAAAAACAACAUAUUAAUCUUUGUUUGCUGAGACCAGUUAUAUUUAAGGAAAGAGGAAUUAUGCAAUUAAAUUAUCCAGGGAUGCCUACAAUCAGUGUUCCUUUAGAUAAUAACAAUGUAAAUACUGUGGAGGGAACAUUAUGUCGAAGUCGAAUUUGUGGUCACAAAGUAGAAGGUACUGAUUGUGGUGCAGAUGUCUCUGAAUGGUUAAGUUUAUCAUUGGGUCUACCAAAUUUAAGACUUAUACAACAAAACAAUAAUGAUAUUAAAAAGAAAGAAAGCAAUAAACCAGAGCUAUCGUUUUCUAGUCAAGCUCAGUAUCUGUUAAUAAAUAAAGCAAGUGUGUUGUGGCUUAGUGAUAAAGUAUCUGACACAGAAGUCCAAAAAGACACAAUUAUACAUAGAUUUAGAGGAAAUAUUAUACUAAGUGGCUGUGAAGCUUUUGAAGAAUCACAAUGGAAACAUGUUAAAAUUGGAAACAACAACUUUAUGGUAACUGGACCAUGCACCAGAUGUCAAAUGAUAUGCAUUGAUCAAACCACUGGUUUAAAAACAAUAGAACCAUUACGUACACUUGCUGAACAAUUCCAUGGAAAACUGAGAUUUGGUAUUUAUUUAACCAAAGAAACCAGAGAAGAUGGAAUCAUUACUAUAGGGGAUACUGUUUAUAUUUCAUAAUUUGAGGUUAAAAUUACUAUCAUUACAAAACAUCACCCACAAGGUGAACUUUGUUGUCAAACAACUCAUGUCAACCAUUAAAAAUGGUGAACUGAAAAAUUAAUGUCUAU